Molecule: messenger RNA, 201 nt
Organism: Malassezia pachydermatis
Lineage: Eukaryota; Fungi; Basidiomycota; Malasseziomycetes; Malasseziales; Malasseziaceae
Product: ubiquinol-cytochrome c reductase uqcrx qcr9-like protein
Exons: 4
Coding region: 1-201 (66 amino acids)
Biological process (GO): mitochondrial electron transport, ubiquinol to cytochrome c
Source: RefSeq, a predicted model, not a curated record
AUGUCGCUCGCGAACUCGUUCUACAACCUCAUUGUGAAGCGCAACUCGAUCUACGUUGGCUCGAUCUUGGCUGGUGCUUUUGGCUUCGGCAUUGCCUUUGACACUUUGACGGAGAAGUGGUGGGACAGCCACAACCGUGGCAUGCAAUGGAAGGAUAUCCGUGACAAGUACGUCACCGCCGAUGGUGAUGAUGAGGAGUAA